GGCCUCGGCGCGGGAACAUGGCGGCCGCGGUCGAGGCGGUAACGGAGAAAGUUUCCAACGAGACUGGCCUGUAGUGAGUGCGUGCGGCUCGGGCCCGCGACCUCCCCCGGCGUGCCAACUCCCGCUUCCGAGUGGAAAGCUCAUGCCCAAAGGCCCUCCCUUUACUGCGUUGGUUCCAGAGCCGUUUCCAAGGGUUGAGGGCGUUGCUGGCGGCGGCCGAGCGCGAUAACUGUAAACCAAAAUUCCACCUGAGAAAAUGUUGAAAUAGGAGUUGCGAGAUACACUGGAUUUGCUGGAUGAAAUACAAUUAGUUUUUGUAACGUGGAGCGAAAGCCCAAAUUGUCAGAUUACAUGUGUAAAUCACUGCGUUACUGCUUUAGUCAUUGUCUCUAUUUAGCAAUGACAAGACUGGAAGAAGUAAACAGAGAAGUGAACAUGCAUUCUUCAGUGCGUUAUCUUGGCUAUUUAGCCAGAAUCAAUUUAUUGGUUGCUAUAUGCUUAGGUCUUUAUGUAAGAUGGGAAAAAACAGCAAAUUCCUUAAUUUUGGUAAUUUUUAUUCUUGGUCUUUUUGUUCUUGGAAUUGCCAGCAUACUUUAUUAUUAUUUUUCAAUGGAAGUAGCGAGUUUAAGUCUCUCCAAUCUUUGGUUUGGAUUUUUGCUUGGCCUGCUAUGUUUUCUUGAUAAUUCACUCUUUAAAAAUGAUGUGAAAGAAGAAUCAACCAAAUACCUGCUUUUAACUUCCAUAGUAUUGAGGAUAUUGUGUGCUUUGGUGGAGAGGAUAUCUGGUUAUGUGCGUCAUCGACCUACUUUACUAACUACGGUUGAAUUUUUGGAACUUGUUGGUUUUGCCAUUGCCAGCACGAUUAUGUUGGUGGAGAAGUCUAUGAGUGUCAUUUUACUUGUUGUAGCUUUGGCAAUGUUAAUCAUUGACCUGAGAAUGAAAUCUUUCCUAGCUAUUCCAAACUUAGUUAUUUUUGCAGUCUUGUUGUUUUUCUCCUCAUUGGAAAUGCCUAAAAAUCCAGUUGCUUUUGCGUGUUUUUUUAUUUGCCUGACAAUUGACCCAUUCCUGGACAUUUAUUUUAGUGGACUUUCAGUGACUGAAAGGUGGAAACCUUUUUUGUACCGUGGAAGAAUUUGCAGAAGACUUUCUGUCAUUUUCACUGGAAUGAUUGAGCUUACAUUUUUUAGUCUCUCAGCAUUUAAACUUAGAGACACUCACCUCUGGUAUUUUGUAAUACCAGGCUUUUCCAUUUUUGGAAUUUUCUGGAUGAUUUGUCAUAUUAUUUUCCUUUUAACUCUGUGGGGAUUCCAUACCAAAUUAAAUGACUGCCAUAAAGUAUAUUUUACUCACAGAAUGGAUAACAAUAGUCUAGAUAGAAUCAUGGCAUCCAAAGGGAUGCGUCAUUUUUGCUUAAUUUCACAGCAAUUGGUGUUUUUUAGUCUUCUUGCAACAGCGAUUUUGGGAGCAGUUUCCUGGCAGCCAGCAAAUGGAGUAUUCUUGAGUAUGUUUCUAAUUGUUUUGCCAUUGGAAUCCAUGGCUCAUGGACUCUUCUAUGAAUUGGGUAACUGUUUGGGAGGAACAUCUGUUGGAUAUGCUAUUGUGAUUCCUACUAACUUCUGCAGUCCUGAUGGUCAGCCAACACUUCUUCCACCAGAACAUGUACAGGACUUAAAUUUGAGGUCUACUGGCAUGCUCAAUGCUAUCCAAAGAUUUUUUGCUCAUCAUAUGAUUGAGACCUAUGGAUGUGACUAUUCUACAAGUGGACUGUCUCUUGAUACACUACAUUCCAAACUGAAAGCUUUCCUGGAACUUCGAACUGUGGAUGGACCUAGACAUGACACAUAUGUUUUAUAUUACAGUGGGCACACCCAUGGUACAGGAGAAUGGGCCCUUGCAGGCGGAGACAUUCUACGCCUUGACACUCUUUUAGAGUGGUGGAGAGAAAAGAAUGGUUCCUUCUGUUCCCGACUUAUCAUCGUGUUAGACAGUGAGAAUUCAACCCCUUGGGUGAAAGAAGUGAGAAAAAUCAAUGACCAGUAUAUUGCAGUGCAAGGAGCAGAGAUGACAAAGACAGUAGAUAUUGAAGAAGCUGACCCACCACAGCUUGGUGAUUUUACGAAAGACUGGGUAGAAUAUAACUGCAACUCCAACAGUAACAUCUGCUGGACUGAAAAGGGGCGCACAGUGAAAGCAGUAUAUGGUGUGUCAAAACGGUGGAGUGACUACACUUUACACUUGCCAACGGGAAGCGAUGUGGCCAAGCAUUGGAUGUUACAUUUUCCUCGUAUUACGUAUCCAGUAGUGCAUUUAGCAAAUUGGUUAUGUGGUCUGAACCUUUUUUGGAUCUGCAAAACUUGUUUUAGGUGCUUGAAAAGAUUAAAAAUGAGUUGGUUUCUUCCUACUGUGCUGGACACAGGACAAGGUUUCAAACUUGUCAAAUCGUAAUUUGGAACCCAAAGUAGAAUAUUGAAUUCAUACUACCAGUUAUCACUAACUUGCCAUUUUUUUGUAUAUUGUAUUUUUAUUUGUGGAAAAUACCUUGCUACUUCUGUAGCUGCUCUCACUUUGUCUUUUUCCCAAGUAAUUAUGAUAUAUAUAAGGUGUUGGGAAUAAGCAUUAUUUUAUACUAAAAGUAUCUGGGCAGUCAUAAAAUCGACUCUGUAAAUAGAUAUUAAAAAUAACAAUGCACUUUGAGGAAUGUUUGCAUAUGCCUCUGGUUAAAAAGAAAAUACUGUUUAUGCUGCCAUGGCCAAUGAAGAAGUACUAAUGCCUUAUUUUCUAGGCAUAAAUUAGAGAAUAUAGACCAACAUGUUUUAAUGUAAGAAAACCACCCAUUUGCUUACAGAUUUUUUUGUGAACAUAAGUUUGAGUCCAAGACCAGUUGAAUUAUAGAUGCCUUCUUAGAAAAGAAAAAAAAACAAGUCUGCCUGAAGUGAAUGCAAAAUUUGCUUAUAGUCCAUUCCAUUCAGAUGUCUUGGUUAUGACCCGUUCGUUAACCAGUGUGCCAGAGAAUCUCCAACUACCAUUUAGAUCAAAACAUUCUUUGUAUGGGUAACUGUAAAAGACUGGAGCCUACAAGUUAUUCUUUCAUACAUUGUUAGGGGCCUUUCAAAGCACUGGCAAUUUUAAAUCUUUCUCAGGGUAACAAUGUUUUUUUUGGGGGGUUUUUUUAGUGAACAGUGUUUUCACCUACAAAUUCCCUCUGAAUAAAUUAUCUGCCCUUUUGAAAAGUACUAUUUAAGAAAAUUAGCAAUUUUUGAUUUUAUAGGCUGUUUUUCAGUAUUCAAAAAUGAUUGACCCCUGUAAUUUUAAUGCUGUGCCAUGAAGAUUGUUUUUCAAAUCACAUUAAUGAUGACUUUUUUCCCCCUACUAAAGGUUAUAAUUGAAAACAGGUCAUUUUUUUUCUUAUAUACAGGUAAUGUAUUACUUUUUGUAAGUUCAUAAUACAUUAUAUAAAAAGUUAUUCAUUGGCAAUUUUACUUAAGCAUAAUGGUAUGGUUGCAAUUUUUAAACUUUAUUCAGUGUUUUGUCCGAAUAAGAUAGGCACUGAUCAGUAUAUCUCCAUAGAGGUCAUUUACCUCCUGUUCCCUUCCAAUAAUCCUUAAAUUCUAAACUUUGAUUUCUGAGAAAUAACAACUUUGAUUUCUGAGAAAUAACAAGAGGGAAAUAGAAUUAAAUUGGGGGAUAAAUCUGAUCUUUGUUGUUUAAAUGGUGUGACUUCUCUCCAUUGAAACCUUUUUUAUCCAGCCUCAAUGAGAAAAUAAUGCCUUUACCACUUUCUACCUGGCAACUUGAAAAUUAAAGUUUCAAUUAGGAAGAAGUCACUUAGGAUCAGGGAUCUUGUAUACCACUAUCUAUGCAGUAUCAGAUUAUUUCUGUGUUUUGAAUAUGAUUUUCCUAAUGCUUUGAAUAAGAUUUUGUUGAUUUUUCCAUGUAACGUUCAAAUAACAGUUGAGUGUUUUAGUGUAUUAAAAGUUAUAGAAAAAUGUUUAUGUAUGGUUCAUAGACGGUUGAUUUGAAAAUUUCCAGUAUUUGGUUAUAUUUUUAUCAACAUCACCCAUGUGAAAUUCUGUAGUAUUUCAUUACUAUUCUACUCUUCAGAAAGAGCAUAGUAGAAAAGCCGAGUGUUAAUGUAUAAGUACCCAAAAAAAGUUAACAUUAAAUAAAAUCUUUUAAAUUUCUGAGCCAAUAUUGAGCCAGUUAGCUUUAACCUAAAGCAUGUCUCUUUACUCUGAGAAAGCCAAGUAUAAAGGUAUUUGUGCAUUCUUUAUAAAGUGUUAUUAAUGAGGUACUUAAAAGCACAUUAAAACAGUAGCAGUUUUUAAUAUGUAUCUGUAAAAAUACAACCAAAAAAGGUCUAGACUAAAAAUGUGACUUGAGCCAAUUUAAUAACCAAAAAGCUAUAGAAUAUUCAUUCUGAUUAAUUUUCCUACCCAAAUAAACUACAGAUGACUCUUACGAGAUAGCAUCUUAAAGCUGUCAGCAUCUUUAAGCUGCCAGAUUCAAAAUAUUUAAUAUGGAAACUAUUAUAAGCAUGAUAAAUGGUUACCUUUAAAGAUUAAAAAAUAGAUCUGACAAUUAAAGAAACUAAUUGUCUUAUGGCUUUCAUUUUAUAUGCAUAUAUUUAGGAAGGAGUUUCUUGGAAAUAGGAAUUAUUUGGGGGCAGAACUAUACCCAUUCCACUAAGAAAUGGACAGCCUGGAGAUAUUUUCAACAUGUUGAUUUGUUUCCUUAGAUGAUAACUUGUUAAAAUCACAAAAGCACUACCCUGUUAAAAACUUUGUAAAAGUAUAUACCAGUAAGUGAUAAGUGAUAAAUUAAGAAGUGAACAUCUUUCACUUCCCAUAACUUUUCAGUUAUUUUUAUUUUGCUCUGAUUAAACUUUUAUUUGCUGGAAUACCUAGAUUAACCUUUGCAUAGCUUUCUCUUACUCUUAAUAAAAACCACAGAAGAGAAUUUUUCAGAAGACCAUUUUUAUGACCAGUGUUUUCAUAGUCUAUGCUUUAAAAAAGUUGUUAAACAAAAGGCACUUGUAUUUAAUGCAGUAAUUGUUUUUUUUUUUAAGUAAAAUCUUUAUAAGAAUCUUAUUUGUAUCUGUAUUUUGCUUGUAAAUUUGGACUUAAAUACAUUUGCUGUUUUGGAUAUACCUUUUCAAUGUUUUUUUUUUUUUUUUCCACUUUUAGAGCUUAGUCUCUUGAAGUAAUGGUCUACAUUACCUUUCCAUGGGUGAUGUGAUAUUAUAUAUACAUACACCAAAAGGAAAUGGUUUGAUUUUAAGAAUGCGAUAAUAUGUACUCAAAGUUUAGUUGUUUCUAAAACAAGACACAUUCUUAACUACUGACAGAUCUUGACUGUCAGUUCUUUUCAGGCAGAGGCUUAUAAGUCUUGUUAUUUCUGGCACAUAAUUACCCACAAGAGUCACUUGCCCUUAAUAAGGAAAUAUUUAGAAUAUAUUUUUGACUAAAAAAGAUUUUUGAAUAAGGAUAAAUUGGAGUAAUGACUGUAAAUUACUAUAGUUUUUAACAGUCUUAUGUAAGUGGAUAUUUUAAAAUCCUCAUUAAUAAUUCCUAGACUGCUAUAGAAUUAGUGAAAGGGAAACAUAUCUCACAUUUGUAGUUAAAUAGUAGUGUCAAGAUCAGUGAAUGAAAAACUUCCAGGCAAGUUUAAAUGAAAACAUAGUUGAUGUCAUCAAAAAGUAGCUUUUUGUGAUUGAGUUCAUUUUCAUGACUUCAGUACAAUUAAGAUUGAAUUAUUUUCCUAUUAAAAGGAUAUAGAGAGAUUGUAAAUUUAUCACAAAUUGAAAUUAAAAAGUGAUGAAGCAAUUUGCCUAUGCAUAUCAAGAGAUGACACUAUAAAGUCAGAAAUCAGCUCAAUUUUGGAAUAUCUUCCCUAUUCACUAGUUUUAAUACAUAGUCAAAGGAUGAAACAACUAAAUAGUAAUAUUUGUAAUAGUUUUGAGCAAUUAUUGAUUUGUUUAUUAGAAAAUACCCAUUUCUAUUAUGAAUUUAAAUUUAAGUGGAUUUUAGUAGAAUUUUGUUUCUUGGAAUAUACUGAAAAAUAUCAAUCUUUCACAAAUCAAAGAUUUUUUAACAGUGUGCCAGGAAUAAAUGAACAUAUCUUCCUAGACCAGCAGUGUUUAUUCCAUGUAAGCCAGAAAUGUUUUAUAUUAAAACAUUCAAUAUAUUGCUAAAAACUUUUGUAUUAAUGUUUAGUCUAAAUCAUGUGACUUUGGAGCCCUUAUAAUGACUUCUUAUUCUACACAACUAGUUAUUGGUAAGGAAGAUGGGGUGAGGGGUAUUCAUUUAUAACCCAUCUCCACAUGGACUAAUAGCCAUACUCCUAUUUCUCUCCUACUUAGAGAUAAUCCUUUCUCAGCAACACUAACCUUUGACUCCUUUUUUACAUAAAGCAACUAUUUCACCAAUAAUAAAAAUGACAAUGGCUGCCAGCUAUUGAGCCAAAUAGGACUUCUCCGAAGAAGACAUACAGAGAGCCAACAGGCAUAUGAAAAAAAUAUUCAUCAUCAGUUAUCAGGGAAAUGCAAAUCAAAACCUCAAUCAGAUACCACCUCAAACCUUGUAGGCAAGGAUGUGGAGAAAAAUAAACUCUCAUACACUGUUGGUGGAAAUGUAGACAGGUCUGGCCCUUACGGAAAACAUUCAGGUUUCUCAAAAUAUUAAAAAUGGGUCUACCAUAUGAGCCAAGUAUUCCUCUCCUAGGCAUCUACCCAAAGAAAACAAAAACACUAUUUCAAAGGGAAAUAUGCACUCCAGUGUUCAUUGUAGCACUAUUUACAAUAACCAAGCUAUGGGAACAACCUAAAUGCCCAAAAUGGAUGAGUGUGUUUAGGUGGGUGUGGUGUGGUAGCAACAACUAAAGGAGAGAUCCUAUGCCUCUAAAACAGAGUUGUAAAUUAAUGUUACUAAAUUUUUUUAAAGAAUAUGCAUAAAAGAUAGUGAUUUCUUCUGUUAAAAAGGGAACUGCAAAUGUGGAGAUGUAGAGACAAGAAUGAUCUUUAAGGUGUUGGAUUGGAAGUGGACGUAUCAUAAAGAUUUAGGAAUGAACAUAGUAGAAGUUAAUUGUAUAAGCAUAUGUGAGUGUGUUCAUGCAAAUAAUUCCUAGCUACGUCUACUUAGAGAAUUUGCUAUUACCAGAGCCUUAACAGCAAUCAACACAUAUAAAUCCCAGAUCGUGACUUCUAUCAUUCUCCUUUAUAGAGAAUUUCCUGAAUGUUAUUCACCACUACUCCAUUGGAGAAAGUAUCGAAUACUUCUGAUUCCUUUUGCAGGAGAAGUAAAAGGACAAGAUGAUACUAGAAUAUCUGUCACUUCCAGAAAGCAAACAGUGCUCAAGAAAUGAUAGGGACAAGUCCAAAAGGCACAAAAGUCAGCUUGAAGAAACUUCCAUCAAUCAGAUCUGGAAGACUUUUAAGCAUUAAAAAAAAUGACAGCAACAGAUGACAUAGUCAUUGAGCAAAAUAGGGAACCGCUCAUACAAACCUAAAUGAAAAUUUUAAUGAAGAACAAGAGUUAUGUUAAAACAAAGAGGCCUAAGAAAAAGAGAUAAUGUAAUAG
Molecule: messenger RNA, 7574 nt
Organism: Talpa occidentalis (Iberian mole)
Lineage: Eukaryota; Metazoa; Chordata; Mammalia; Eulipotyphla; Talpidae
Gene: TMEM168
Product: transmembrane protein 168
Exons: 5
Coding region: 352-2445 (697 amino acids)
Source: RefSeq, a predicted model, not a curated record